Molecule: messenger RNA, 390 nt
Organism: Verticillium dahliae VdLs.17
Lineage: Eukaryota; Fungi; Ascomycota; Sordariomycetes; Glomerellales; Plectosphaerellaceae
Product: GYF domain-containing protein
Exons: 2
Coding region: 1-390 (129 amino acids)
Source: RefSeq, a predicted model, not a curated record
AUGGACGAGUUCAACAAGUGGCUCAACCGGGAGCUCACGCGGGGCGGCAUCCACGGUGUCGACAUCGACACGUUUGCCGCGAUGCUCAUGAUCCUGCCGGCCGAGACGUCGGUGAUUGCGGACGCCAUCUACGCAAACAGCAAGACUAUGAAUGGCGCUCACUUUGCGGAGGAGUUUGUGCGACGCAAGAGGCGGGCCGACCAGGGCAUCGUCGAGAAGCAGCCGACGUCGGCGGGCGGCGAGGGCAAGACGGCGGCGUCGGGCAGCGGGUGGAGCGAGGUCGCCAAGAAGAGCGGCGCCAAGGAGGCGGGCGCUCCGACGGCCGAGACGAACAUGCAGGGGGCCGCGUUCAAGGUUGUGUCGGGACGCAAGAAGGGGUCGAAGAAAUAA